Hevea brasiliensis (rubber tree) is the source of this 2604-nucleotide messenger RNA. Its product is annotated as LRR receptor-like serine/threonine-protein kinase FLS2. Lineage: Eukaryota; Viridiplantae; Streptophyta; Magnoliopsida; Malpighiales; Euphorbiaceae. The record is from RefSeq and is a predicted model, not a curated record. Gene Ontology annotation, cellular component: plasma membrane. Gene Ontology annotation, molecular function: protein binding.
AUGACCAGAAGCAAGUCCCUUUCAUGGAGCUCCAAUGCCAUCCAUAACAACGGACAAGAGUUGAACCUCUCAAGACCAGAUGAAUUUGAAUCUAAUUUGAAGGGAACUUAUUUUGUAGAGUUGUUCUGUGCAUUUUACAAAACUAAAGUCCUGAGACAUUUGGACUUGAGUUUUAAUGCAUUCAAUGGUAUCCCCAUUCCCAAAUUCUUUCACUCUUUAAAGAAACUGCAAUAUCUAAACCUUGCACAUGCGGACUUUGGUGGCAUAAUUCCUCCAAGUUUGGGAAACAUUUCUACCUUGCAGUAUUUAAUUGUCUGUUCCAACUCUUUUUUACCUGUCAAUAACCUUGAAUCGGUGGCUGGUCUUGGCUCUCUAAAUAUAUAUCUGAAUGGAGUUGACCUAUCAAUGGUAGGAUCAGAUUGGAUUGGAGCAUUUAGCAAGCUUGCAAAUUUAACUAAUAUUCACUUAUCUUCUUGUCACCUAAAUGGAACCUUGUCUUAUCUUGGCUUUCUUAAUUUUAGUUCUGUUGCUGUCAUUGACCUUAGUGACAAUGUGUUCAAUUCCAAGCUCCCUAAUUCGCUCUUUAACGUUAGUAGCCUUGUCUAUGUAGAUGUCAGCCGUAGCCACAUUAAGGGUCAGAUACCGAGCACAAUUUUUAGACUUCGCAAUCUGAAGUAUUUUGAUUUGUCAAGUAAUAAUCUAACGGGAAGUUUGCCGGAAAUCCUUGGAGGAACAAAAGAUUGCCUUCCUAAAAGUCUCUUUUCUAGUUUGCAGUUGUUGGAUCUAAGUUUCAAUGACUUGGUUGGUGAAUUGCCAAAUUGGUUGGGUGAGCUUCAUAAUCUUGUUGAACUCCUUUUGGAUUUCAACUGGUUCUAUGGUUCAAUCCCUACUUCUUUUGGAGCUUUGAGCAACCUAACUAUUCUUGGACUCCGCGGAAAUGAAUUAGAUGGAACUCUUCCAUUUAGUUUGGAAAAUCUUUCCAAGUUGUUUAUCCUUGAUGUCUCUAUAAGUCAUUUGAAUGGAUCUCUGCCAAAUAGUCUUGGACAACUUUCUGAGUUGUAUGCCCUAGAUGUCUGUUUCAAUCAUGUUUCUGGCCCUAUUCCAGAAGACAUAGGCAAACUUACAGAGUACUUGAACUUCCUUUCUCUUGCUGGCAACCAGCUUACUGGUGAAAUCCCAGCCUCUAUUGGAGGUCUCCAGUGGGUGCUGGGUCGGCUACCCUUCCUUGGAACACUACGCCUCAGUAACAACAUGAUCUCUGGUGAAAUGCCUUUGUCUUUCCAAAAGUUGUGGAGUUUGGAAACUUUAGACCGUGGAAACAACAAAAUGACCGGUUACAUCCCUUCAUGGAUUGGAAGAGAUUUGAUGUGAUUGAGGUCAAAUGCAUUUACUGGAGAGAUUCCAGCCACACUAGCAGAUUUGAAGUAUCUACAAGUACUAGACCUUGCAGAAAAUUUGUUAGAUGGUGCAUUUCCUGCUAAUUUGGGUAAUCUUGAAGCCAUGACGCAAGUGCAGAACAUUAGUGAUUAUUCAUAUCAUGGGAUUUUUCCGGGCCACGAUUAUCAACAAAAUAUAUUUGUAAGUAUGAAAGGCCAAUCUCUAGAAUAUACCAAGACUCUUUCCCUUCUGACAUGCAUAUAUCUUUCCGGAAACUAUUUACAAGGAGAGUUGCCCCUGGGAAUAGCAAAGUUAGCAGGGCUGAUAGUUUUUAACUUGUCAAGAAAUCACAUCAGUGGCCAGAUUCCUCAAAGCAUUUCUGAAAUGAACCAUUUGGCAUCCCUUGAUCUCUCAAGCAAUAUGCUUUCAGGACGAAUUCCUCCAAGCAUGUCCUCACUAUCAUUCUUGGGGUAGUUAAACAUAUCAAACAACAAUUUCUCCAGUAGAAUCCCUUUUGUAGGACAUCUGACAACUUUUGAGGCAUCCUGCUUUGCUGGUAAUCCUUAUCUUUGUGGAGCUCCCCUUGUUGUUGAGUGUCCAGGUGACAAUUCCCCUAAUGCAGGAACUAAAGAGAAUGAUUGUAGUAGCAGUUGUAAUGAUGACAACAAAUGGUUUUACUUGGCCAUUGGGUUGGGAUUUGCAGCUGAGACCGUCUCUUUUGUUAAGGACAAUUGGACAAAUACUGAACAUACAUUCAUGGUGAGAUUGAAGUCAGAGAUUCUCAUCGUAUCUGAGGAAAAGAAAGAGAGAAUGGGUGGGGAAGGGAAGGUGUUGAGGGUGACUGGAGCAUCCGGGGUGGUUAUAACAUCAUCCAUGGCAGCAGUUGCAUUUAAUGGGAAACCUCUUGCUCCUGAUAUAAUAAUUGAUGAGACAUGGUUUUCAGAUCCUGAUAUUCGUGAGAAAUCAAAGUUAUGGUGCAUGCUCUCAAAAACCUUAGCAGAAGAAGCUGCUUGGAAGUUUACAAAAGAGAAUGGAAUAGACAUGGUUGCAAUAAAUCCUGGAUUGGUGAUUGGUCCUCUCUUACAGCCAACACUUAUUACUAGUACAGAGUCCAUUCUGAACCUUGUAAAUGAUAAUUUUUCAUCUGUUAGCAAGAUAUUCUUCUUCUCACGUGAAAUGCUUUUUGAUGGAUACCGCCAAGAUUUUAGUGACAUUAUACCUGGCUAA